CAAUUGAAUAAAGUUAAAUAAAGACUGAUAAUAAGGAACCCUAGAAACACAGCAUGUAUCCACAGAUAGUCUAAUUAAAGGUUGUCAUUGAAGAGGAAUAUCCGGAACGCCCUAUCUUUGCAUGUUCCACUUCGGACUGUUUUUUUGGUGGAACUCUUUAGAGGGCGCUUGUUAUGAAAGUCCAGUUCAGCGCAUUUAAAAGUAAUCACAUCUGUCUGCUUUAAUGGAGUUUACGAAAUUUUUUAUGUGUUUCUCAGAAGACCAGGCCACUUAUAUUGAUUCAUCAGACUCACAAAACACGCUUUCCCGUUUCAAUGGCAGUUAGACGGGCUCUGCUGGACUGUGCUGUGUUAAGUGUUCAAGAAGGAAGUGUUGUUUAUCCAUUCUGCAACAACUGCUACUCAAGGAUAGACGUACAACUACAGGACUACAAAAUGUAAAUUGGCAGUGAAUAAUUAAACAUGUGUUCUUAUUUUACGUAAUUUAAACCGCCACCCAUAUCGUAUGCGUUUAGAAAAAUAUAAAUUGUCUAUGAUUGAAUGUAUUUAAAACACAUAUUUGACACAUUUUUUAUUUUCAAAUGAUGAUACUUUCAGAACCAUCAGCAUGCCAAUACAGUAGAGUAGACGGUAGACCAAUACAAUGAGGCCAUGUUGUCUAUUAAGUCUCACUUCUCCGUCUCACAGAUGUGCAUGCUCCAAGUGUGGCUAUAAUUGUCCAAAAGCCCAGGUGGGCUACAGAUACCGUCUCUCUUUGAAAGUCGCUAGGCAGACGUCUAUAUUUGGGGUUACUGUGUUUGGAACAUGUCUGGACCCAUUCUUUGGUAUUCACGCCAGCGGCCUGCAAAGGUUGAUGGAAGAAGAACCGGUUGAAGCAGCAACUAGAGCAACGCUACUUAAGCAGGCGGUCGAGGACUGCUUCAUUGGCAGACAUUUAACUUUUGGGAUAAAGGUAAAAGACACAGAUCAUGGCCCAUGGUUCGAUGGCUCCAGUGGUGUGACAGUGGGGACAACUGCGGGCCCUGCCCAGUUCAUUGCCACCCAGAUCCACCUAACUCCGGCGGGUGGGGGGGAAGGGUGCUCCGUGCUGCGCUACUACCAUGCCCUGCAGCAGAGGGCCGGGGCCCUACAGCCGAGGGCCGGGGCCCUGCAGCAGAGGGCCGGGGCCCUGCAGCCGAGGGCCGGGGCCCUGCGCUCCCCUGGCUCUAGUGAGGCCUUCAAACCGGCCGCUCCUCUUGUGCUACCUCUUAAGUCUCCUGGCAGGGCAGGCUUGAGCACCCCGCCACCCUCCCCUCUCCUCUCCUGCUCCCUGUCCAGCCCCGACUCUCCUUGGCAACGGUCGAUAGGGGUGGUGACCUCUUCAGCGGAACAGGACACUCAGCAGGAUGAAGGCGACGAGCACGACGGCAGACCGCUACACCACCACCACCGACGAGCCAAUGAGACAGGGUCGGCAGGGUCCCAGAGAGCACCAGCCACCGCUCUUCACUCAAGCAAUAAGAGACGCUUUAGUAUCAACCAUUCCUUCAAAUGCACCCUGUGGUCACCGUCUGCUGCAGAGGUUCCUAGCAUCGCCCCCAUCCCGCCCACCUGUCCAAGACCCCUCCCCUACCGUGGCUCCCCGCCAGAGAACCAGCCAGUUGAUGUGCUUGAAUGUGAUCCCCAGGCAUGGGAGGACGAUAUGGCCUACUCAGAGAGCCUGGAGGCGUUCAUUGUGUGUCAGGAAAACUGGUCUGAAAGCAGAACUGCCAGUACUGAUCGUGACAGAAAUAGUCACGGUUCCGCCCGCCAUUCCAGCAGGAUGACGCUCGCUGAUGUCAGCAAAACGUGCGCUCCAAGCUGUGCAUGUGACGCCAUGCACAAGUCAGCCAGGCUAGUGAACAAGGUGGUGGGCAUGAAAGAAACUCCGAUGUGUGGUGGAUGUUCUCCUCCUGUGAGUUUUGACCCAAUGGGAUGCCAGGGAUUAUGUGUGGAUGGCCCGGCACAAGCGUGUGAUGGAGACAUUACUGAUGAUAUAUACAACUGCUCUGCAGACCUGUUCAGUGACCCCAUGGCCUUGGUCACCUUGGCAACGGAGACGCUCGGCCAGAAAGUGGGAGGACCUGCCAACGGACAAAUUAUCGUCACACACUCUGACUCCCAGACGCUCAACACAGACGAAAAUAUGUCUAGCCCUGAAAGUACCGCUCGAUCUGACCAAAAUCUGGAGUCCAAGACGCUGCCAGCGCACCAUUAUUUAUUCAGAUCCAAUAAACAUGGAGUAGGUUGCAGCAGGUAUCGGGCCAGUGACUCCAACAAAUUUCCACCACUACGGAAUCAAACCACAUUAGGUAGCAUCAUCCAUGGAAGCGAACCUGUUCCGCUGGACUUUAUCCCCCCCUCGCAGUCCACGCCCUUAAGGAUCCAUGUUCAUACAGGGUCUGGAUCUGCUGCUGUACACCAGACCAGUGCAGGGUCUAGACGGCUGGGCUGCUUAAAGCCAGACAGGCAGCCCCCUUUCCUCCCUCGCAUUAUCAUUACCACACCUCCACCAACUGGGUGUAGCGUAUCAAACCGCUUCACCGCCAGCCACAGCAGAACCCAGCCAUUUCUGGGGCUGCACCCUGUUACCAGUAAGACGCCCACGAAAAGGAACCACAACCUCAACCUGAUAUCACGCAGAAGGUUGAGGAAUCUGAACAGAGCUAACCACAAUCUGACUAGCAGGCAGAUCCUGAAUCUUCAAUGCCAUGCAGCUUUGGGUCUAAAGUGUUUCAAAGACGUGUCCAUCUCGGUUUUGUGCGUCGACAAUGACGAUGACAUGGUUGUGACUCCCUUAAUUGGUGAAAUGUCCUUUCCUGUGAGUGCCGGACAGGGAGAGAAUGCUGACGGCUGUAUCAGACAGACUCCAUCAUUGGAGAUAUCUGGAACACAGACAAACGCUGUGGAGUCUCAGACCUGGGGGAGGUCAGCUGAAGGUAUGAGGAAGGAUGGAAGCUUACAUCACUUUCUUUUUAAUGAGGACCAGGAGUUUGAUUUGUCCGGAGAUUUGUUUGCGGACUCAUUCCAUUAGGAAGACAUUUAUGAACAGAUAUGUGGUGGAAAGAUUUGUUGCUUACUUGCUUGUCACCAAUUAUUAUUCUUAUUAGCAUUUAAUGAAAUUUGAUGAUUAUCCUCCGCCGUGUUGUCUAUGGACAUGUAAUACCACAACCCUUGUUGAACAUAUCAAUGUCUAAAAUUGUUUAAAAACGUUUUAUGAGCUGUUAUCCAAACUAGAGUUUCCGACUCUAGUUGUAAUUAAACCCAUAUAGCUAUAAUGUGGAAAGCCCAGUCGAUAAUGUACACAUUUCUGAGCGCAUAAUAUCAAAAAACGUUAAAUUCAAACAUCGCGCCGACCUGCAUAUCAAGACACAAGUGACAUGAUCUUAAAGAGUCAGUGUCCCUAUAACAAAA
Messenger RNA from Gadus macrocephalus (Pacific cod), 3431 nucleotides. It is a transcript of the gene ddias, whose product is annotated as DNA damage-induced apoptosis suppressor. Bases 643 to 3051 code for a protein of 802 amino acids. The transcript has 5 exons. Gene Ontology annotation, cellular component: nucleus; cytoplasm. NCBI's taxonomy places the organism in Eukaryota, Metazoa, Chordata, Actinopteri, Gadiformes, Gadidae. Gene Ontology annotation, biological process: negative regulation of intrinsic apoptotic signaling pathway in response to DNA damage. The record is from RefSeq and is a predicted model, not a curated record.